UGUGGUAGAGGCCGCGGCUGCGGCCGGCCGCUGAUUGGCUGUUGCAGGCGCGGGGCGGGGCAGAUAGUAGACGCUGGGUCUCCGGGGAUCGCGCUCUGUUUUCCCGCCAUGUCGUUUGUGGAGACCGGGAGGUGCCUGCCUCCGCAGGGCCGCCGCCUCGGCACCCCGGGCCCUUUCGCUCGGACUGUGUAUUUCGCUUUCGCUCAGGGGGACUGUUGGGGUGAAGGCGAAGUCGAGGAGGAAGUGGGAUCCGACCAAGUGGCCCGAGACUUGCGGGCAGAGUUCUCGGCGGGGGCAGUGUCAGACCCCAGAAGCGGCUCUCUACUCCCUCCGGUUGGGGAUGGGUCGCCGUUGCUGCCUGAUAAGCGCAAUGGUAUCUUCCCGGCGCCUACCGGCAUCCGAGUCCAAGGUCGGCGGUGGCCAGUCCAGGUCCUCUCCAUUCUUUGUUCGCUGCUCUUCGUUAUUCUUUUGGCCUUCCUCCUCGCCAUCGCCUAUCUCGUCAUUAAAGAGUUGCAUGCUGAGAAUUUGAAAAAUGAAGAUGAUGUAGACACUGGGCUAUUAGGUAUGGACUUAAUUACCUUUGGAGGGCUGGACUGCGGGCCCCAGGAUGAGUCGGCUGCUAAGCAGGAUAGGCAGCGGUGGCAAUGGCAAAAACACCCGGCGGGCCAGAUAAAUGUUCUAGGUGGGCUGCCUUCACUUCCAUUUCCACUAACAGAUCACUUACAAGAAAUUUCCUCUACUUCCUUCCUCUUCUUAUUGAAACUGACUGGACAUUCUUUCCACAUGGGCUAUAGCAUGGCAAUUUUGAAUGGCAUUGUAGCUGCUCUUACUGUGGCAUGGUGCCUCAUGUAAAACCACAGUGAAGCAAUAUUGUUGGCAAAACUUAGAAAUGAUCAUUUUGUAAUGAAAAGAAAGAAGAUCAUUGCCUAUUCAGAAAACCAAGAAACCUACUGUUCAUUAUGUGGUCCAGAUGUAUGUCAUCAUCAUCAUCAUGGAGGACCUUUCAAAGCAACUGUUCUAGAGUCGAGGCAUUGGGAAUAUCUAAAUAUUAAGUUUUAAGUACCUUCUUAAAAGUAUUAGAUGUUUACCUCAUCUUUUUACUUUUGUGUGUGUUUUUAUUAGUUGUAGAAAACUUUUUAAUGGAAAUCAAAUUCAAAAACUUGAAUACAGGACAAUGCCUACCUUUCCAUGUAUGUAUUACAUUUUUUGCUAAGAUAGUGAUAUGACUGUUUAAUUAAGAUCCAAACAUCUUAUGUAUAUGUUAGGAAAGCAAAUAAUUCGUACUAUGCCAAUACUUUAUAG
This is a messenger RNA of Otolemur garnettii (small-eared galago), 1302 nucleotides long. It is a transcript of the gene ARL6IP6, whose product is annotated as ADP ribosylation factor like GTPase 6 interacting protein 6. Bases 109 to 852 code for a protein of 247 amino acids. The record is from RefSeq and is a predicted model, not a curated record. The transcript is spliced from 5 exons. Lineage: Eukaryota; Metazoa; Chordata; Mammalia; Primates; Galagidae.